ACCGCUAGGGACUGGGAGGAUGAAAUCAGAGCUGCCAAAGAAUGCGGCAUCGACGGAUUCGCACUAAACACGGGUUCUCAGGAUCACUGGCUUGAUGAGCAGUUGACUUUGGCUUACCAAGCCGCUGAACGGGCUGGAGGCUUUGUCCUUUUCAUCUCUUUCGAAUUUACUAGCUUUGCGUUUGAGUGGACAGUUCAGCAGGUGGUAGACUUAAUCAACCGGUUCAAGUAUUCGCCCGCGCAAUGUGUAGUUGAUGGGAGACCGUUUGUAUCGACGUUCGAGGGCCCUCAAUGGGCGGAAAACUGGCCCUUAGUCCGUCAAGCGACGGGCGGUAUCUUCCUCGUUCCGGACUGGGCCAGUCUUGGACCUCAUGGGGUUGCCCAGAAACUCGACAUCAUCGAUGGUGCCUUUUCUUGGGACGCAUGGCCAAAGGGAUGCAAUCACAAGAUGGGCCCGGAUGAAGAUCAUCUGUACUUGCAAGCCCUUCAAAUCGAACAGCCAGGUAUCUUUGGGACACCAAACAACAAGCACAAGUAUAUGAUGGGUGUCAGUCCUUACUUUUAUACGAACCUCCCACAGUGGAACAAGAACUGGUACUGUUCUAGCGAAUCUCUCUGGUAUGACCGUUGGCAACAGAUUCUAGAGGUUCAGCCGGACUUUGUCGAGAUCAUCACUUGGAACGACUAUGGUGAAUCCAGCUACAUCUACGACCCCCAUCGAGAUGACCAGGUUGUGCCAGGAGCAGACGCUUACGUCAAGGGCCACUCACACGACGCCUACCGUGCCAUUCUGCCUCAUUUCAUCCAGGCUUACAAGGCAGGAAAGACCAAGGCUAAGCCACGAGAGCAUCUGGAAGACGUGGCAAUUGCAUGGUACCGCAGGACACCGGCCAGUGCAGGUCACCAUGGUGGU
This is a messenger RNA of Neurospora tetrasperma FGSC 2508, 912 nucleotides long. RefSeq lists its product as uncharacterized. NCBI's taxonomy places the organism in Eukaryota, Fungi, Ascomycota, Sordariomycetes, Sordariales, Sordariaceae. The annotation marks the transcript as partial. Gene Ontology annotation, biological process: mating projection tip cell wall disassembly. The record is from RefSeq and is a predicted model, not a curated record. Gene Ontology annotation, molecular function: glucan endo-1,3-alpha-glucosidase activity. The transcript has 5 exons.